CAUAUACGUGGAUUAUUGUUCACACCUGUCCCUCAACUAUGCAAAGAUAACAAACCAGUCCCGCUCUAUUUUCUUAAUGAAAAAAAGUCGGAAAGAAAACAAUUUGAACUCCUGUGGGCAAUCAGCCCCGAGGGCGACGCAGUGAGGCGAGCAUCUGAUCUGAGCUUCCGAUCAAUGGCGAUUCGGAUUCUCGGAACACGGUCCAAUCACCAUUGUAUCACAGCAGCUUCAAAAUUGCUUCCAGUCGAAGGAGGUCUCCGUUUCCUCAGCACGAAUCCCGGUUCCUGGAAUCAAACUGACUACAGGAAACAGAUUUCUCUCGCCAAUCUCCUCCAGAGGUACGGUUUCCCUCCUUCUCAGCUCCAGAAUUUCCUUAGUAGAAACCGGUUCGUCCUGAAUUGGAACUUGCAAGACGUUGAGAGGUCUCUGGGCAUCCUCUUGUCCCUCAAAAUCCCCCGCAAGUCUCUCGUUUCUCUGGUUAGUGACUGCCCAGGGGUUCUGGAUUUGCAGUUUUUGAAGAAAUGGGAAGUGGGGUUUUCGAACUGUGGGGAAGUAGCCGUUUUUAACCCUUCGGUGAUUAAAACUGUUUUGGAGCUUUCUAGGAAGUUUAGUCUUGACCCUGGUGGGUUUAAGAGCAGGUUAAGGGUUUUGAAGGGGUUAGGGUUUAGUGAAGGCACAAUCAGGAGAACAUUGGAGGGUUCCCCGCGGGUGAUUAUGAUGAAGGAAAGUGAAGUACAUAAAAGGGUUGAGUUUCUUUCGAGGAUUGGGAUUGGUAAUGAUGGGGUGGAUUGGGUUCUAUAUUCAUUUCCAGAGGUACUGGGUUUUGGAGUUGAGAACAGGCUAAUGCCAUUACUCAAUGAGUUCGAACAACUGGGUUUCAACCAAGAACUAGUAAGGAAGGAGAUUCUUGCGGUACCCCGAAUUUUGGGGAUGGAAGUAGGAGAACUAUCGAAGUGUUUGGAUUUGCUGCGGAGUUUGAAAUGCAGAGAACCGAUUAAGCUGAAGAUCUUCAGUAAUGGAGAACUCAGAGCUGGCUUUGAUGUGAAGCUUCGAAUCGAUUGCUUAUGCAGACACGGGUUGACUCAUCGAGAAGCAUUCAAAGUCCUGUGGAAAGAGCCACGGGUGAUUGCUUAUGAUUUGGAGGAGACUGAUAAGAGAAUUCAUUACUUAGUGAACACAAUGGGAUUCAACGCCCGUUGCUUGGUCGAGGUUCCCGAGUUUUUAGGUGUGAGUUUUGAGAAGCAGAUUGUUCCACGGUACAAUGUGAUUCAGUAUUUGCAUGCAAAAGGUGGACUUGGGGAUGAGGUAGGACUAAAAGAUAUCGUAAAGCCGAGCAGGCUUAGGUUCUACAAUUUCUAUGUCAAGCCAUACCCAGAGUGUGAGAAGUUAUAUGGAAGGUUUUCAGGGGAUGUUGUUAAAGGUUCAAAAAGCCAACAUCCAGUUGGAAUGUGGAAGCUUUUCAAAUCACCAAGCUACUCCGACUCAAAAGAAGAUGUGAUGAAUAUGAAGUUGUUUAUGGACUCUUUGAGUUAGUCCAAAUUGACUAAUCCCUAACCAACUUGGAAGUCUUGGACUUGGUUUCCUAUUCUCCUAGAAUGAUGAAGCAGCAUUUUGAACCCCACAGUUUUCUGCAUCUCUUCGAUGCGGCAAUUUGUCAGACUGUCUGCAAGAUAGACGGUGUCCUAAUUCCAGAAAUGUGGCUGACAGAACUGUUACUUUCUAGGCCAUCCAUGGCCUCAGUUAUGUCCACCCAGAAAACAUUUCAGGUAAGAUAUAGUAUUUAAGUUUCUUGCUUUUGCCUCUAACUCUAAGUGAAACUGUGACUAAGUGCUGAUGUCUCGUCUUAUGAUGCAGGAACCAGGAUGCAGAGCGUUUACAAACUGUGACUAAGUGCUGGGAUUUUUACUUGAAUUCUUCAUUGGCUAGGUUAAUACUGGUUAAAGGCAUGGACAAUUAUUCUACAUCUCAACCAUUCUGCUCUAUUGUGUCCUGCUUCUUUCAUGCUGAUACUGCAUGCCUCAAGCCCAAAGAAUUGCUGAACUCUGUCAGAUUUGUACCAGGAACCAUUAUAACCUGUGAAAUGUGCUGGAUCUGGCAAGUUGCUGACACUGGAGAAUUGGAGACCUCGGUAAUCUACCUCGAACGCAUUCAUAUGACUGUUAGUUUCUGAUAUGUAAUCAGUAAAACUUCUGCGUCUGCUUGAUCAAUUGGGGCAUCAAUGUAUUUUCCUUCAUUAAUCAGAAGAAAAUUGGUUAGGCUUUGCCAGACUUAUCUCUCAUUUUACCCUUGUUCUAUGUUAUCCCUUUUGGGUGGUGUCGGUUUCCUAACUGUUUGAAAAAUCAGUAUGCAUCUCAAACACUGGUUUACCAAAAGUCAUUGCAAGAACAAUGUCCAUUCCAGAAAUGAUGGAACCUGUUAGUGUCCCUAACAAUAAUUUCCCUCCCCUCAUCAGUAGAGACACAGACUUCAUAAAUGAAUGACAAUCCCCACAAAUCCUGAGAUUCUUCAGGAUCAUGAUUGGUAUCUCCUCAGGCAAGCUCAGGAGCCCGAAACAAACAGCGAGUAUGAACCUUGUCCUUGAUCUCAACCCAACUCUUAAUGACCACACCCUGACAAAACCGAAAUAUAAGUGACUUCAUCUG
Messenger RNA from Linum trigynum, 2642 nucleotides. The record is from the annotation of a GenBank genome assembly. NCBI's taxonomy places the organism in Eukaryota, Viridiplantae, Streptophyta, Magnoliopsida, Malpighiales, Linaceae.